GAUGCUUCUUCCUUUCUUAGUCGGCGUUGGAAGUCAAUGAGACCUGAUUCCCAAACCAAACAUAAAAAUGGCAUCUUUCUCCCCUCUACUCAUCUUCAACCCCCCUCCUCCACGCCACUCUCUUGCCCCGGCAAUUCGCAGCCCCCAGACUCUUACCCUAGCAUCCACCCCCCACUUACCCAUAAACCCUAGAAUUCCCAGCAUGAUGGCAACCGCUUCAAUCAGAGCUCAAUCCGCUAACCCCACUUCCCCGUGGCUCGUGCAUAGGGCAAUGCAUUCGUUCCAAUCUUCGCCGCCCACUUGGGAAUCGGCUCUGCUCUGCAAUCUUGUGAUCUUCGUCGUGGGUUCUCCGAUUCUGCGCGCCGGCCUCUCUCUCUCCGGCAUUGCAGCCGCCUUCUUGCUCGGCAACCUCUCUUGGCGCGCUUUUGGCCCCUCCGGGUUUCUCCUCGUCGCCACCUACUUUGUCAUUUUAUUUGGGAUCUGCAAGGGCACAGCUGUCACAAAGGUUAAAAUGGCACAAAAGGAGGCUCAAGGGGUUGCUGAGAAGAAGAAGGGAAGGAGAGGACCAGGAAGUGUGAUUGGUUCCAGUGCAGCUGGCUGUGUUUGUGCUUUCCUUUCAAUUUUUGGGGUUGGUGGAAAGGCAUUUUCUCAUCUUUGGGAGCUUGGCUUUGUUGCCAGUUUCUGUACUAAACUCAGCGAUACUGUAUCUAGUGAAAUAGGAAAAGCAUAUGGCAAAACAACGUAUCUAAUCACGACGCUCAAGAUAGUUCCAAGGGGAACAGAAGGAGCUGUGAGCAUUGAAGGAACCAUUGCUGGUCUUUUGGCAUCAAUUCUUCUUUCUUCUGUUGGUUGUCUAAUGGGUGAGAUUAAUGUGCCAGAGGCUGUGAUUUGUGUUGUGGCUUCCCAGAUUGCUAAUCUCGGUGAAAGUUUAAUAGGUGCUGCCCUCCAGGAGAAAGAAGGAUUCCACUGGCUGAACAAUGAUGCUGUUAAUGUCAUCAAUAUUUCCAUGGGUAGUAUUUUGGCAGUCCUAAUGCAGCAAAUUGUACUCCAAAACUGGUAUGCAUAGAGCUCAACAAGAAGAUGGUGCCUAUAUCAUUCUGUAAUGUGACUGUGCUUUAUCGACUCGCCUAUUCCAAGCAUCUCCCUAGGUGAAGGCCAUGGUUCAAGGUCAUCUGUGCGUACAGAAUCUGUGAAUAUUGUGAUUGGAACAGAGAAGGACAACAGCCAAAAUCUCUUUCUGGAAACACAAAUACAAGAUUGUUGCCUUCUGUGCUCGUCAUGUCUAUUAAUUCAAUUGCAUUUAUAUAUGUAGAGAAAGUCCCUGAAUUCUUGUAGCUACAUCAGACUCAGCUGUUGACAUUGUAAUAUCAACACUAAAGUGUAAGGGCAGCUAAUAUUGCUAUUUAUUCUAUUGUUUCUUGUGCAUGUUAGUACGCUAA
This is a messenger RNA of Diospyros lotus (date-plum), 1439 nucleotides long. Its product is annotated as protein VTE6, chloroplastic. Gene Ontology annotation, cellular component: chloroplast inner membrane. The coding region runs from base 68 to 1066 and encodes 332 amino acids. Lineage: Eukaryota; Viridiplantae; Streptophyta; Magnoliopsida; Ericales; Ebenaceae. The record is from RefSeq and is a predicted model, not a curated record. The transcript has 5 exons.